Molecule: messenger RNA, 1957 nt
Organism: Oncorhynchus tshawytscha (Chinook salmon)
Lineage: Eukaryota; Metazoa; Chordata; Actinopteri; Salmoniformes; Salmonidae
Product: cytochrome P450 2K4
Biological process (GO): xenobiotic metabolic process
Cellular component (GO): intracellular membrane-bounded organelle; cytoplasm
Molecular function (GO): iron ion binding; heme binding; oxidoreductase activity, acting on paired donors, with incorporation or reduction of molecular oxygen, reduced flavin or flavoprotein as one donor, and incorporation of one atom of oxygen
Source: RefSeq, a predicted model, not a curated record
ACUUGUUCCAUAACAGAGCAUUAGUGUGUUGUAUUUUUAGCCCAGUAUAAGGUGUAUGAGCUCAGUUUGAAGAUGUCUCUUAUAGAAGGUCUUCUACAGACAUCAAGCACAGUGACACUGCGCUACCUCCGCUCCUCUGGUUCCAGCUCUGAGGAACAGGGGAAGGAGCCUCCAGGACCGAGGCCGCUGCCCCUGCUUGGUAACAUGCUCCAGCUGGACCUCAAGAAGCCCUACUGCACUCUCUGCAAGCUCUCCAAGAAAUAUGGUUCCAUCUUCACGGUUCACUUUGGACCCAAGAAAGUUGUUGUUCUGGCAGGAUACAAGACGGUUAAGCAGGCGCUGGUCAACCAGGCAGAGGACUUUGGGGACAGGGACAUCACUCCUGUGUUCUAUGAUUUCAACCAAGGACAUGGGAUUCUGUUUACCAAUGGAGACUCAUGGAAAGAGAUGAGGCGCUUUGCCCUGACAAACCUUAGAGACUUUGGGAUGGGCAAGAAAGGGAGUGAGGAGAAAAUCUUAGAGGAAAUCCCCUACCUGAUUGAAGUGUUGGAAAAACAUGAGGGUAAGGCAUUUGACACAGCACAGCCUGUGCUUUAUGCCGUCUCCAACAUAAUCUCGGCCAUUGUCUACGGCAGCAGGUUUGAAUACACUGACCCACUAUUCACAGGCCUGGUGGACAGGGUCAAUGAGAAUGUUCACCUUAUAGGUUCUGCAUCAAUGCAGAUGUACAACAUGUUUCCCUGGUUGGGUCCGUGGAUAAACAACCUGACACAUCUGAAAAAGAAUGUUGCUGAUAUGAAGAUGGAGGUGACAGAGCUGGUGAGGGGCCUGAAGGAGACUCUGAACCCUCAUAUGUGUAGAGGCUUUGUGGACUCGUUCCUCGUCCGAAAGCAAACCCUGGAGGAAUCUGGCAAUAUGGAUUCUUUCUACCAUGACGACAACCUGGUAUUUAGUGUUGGUAACCUGUUUGGUGCUGGUACCGACACCACCGGGACAACCCUGCGCUGGGGUCUGCUGCUAAUGGCCAAGUACCCCCAUAUACAGGAUCAGGUCCAGGAGGAGAUCAGCAGCGUCAUAGGAAGUCGUCAGCCCUUGGUAGAGGACAGGAAGAACCUGCCCUACACUGAUGCAGUGAUCCAUGAGACCCAGAGACUGGCCAGCAUUGCACCCAUGGCCGUCCCUCACACCACCAGCCGAGAUGUCACCUUCCAGGGAUAUUUCAUUAAAAAGGGGACGUCUGUGAUUCCUCUACUGACAUCGGUCCUACAGGAUGAUAGCGAAUGGGAGAGCCCCCACACCUUUAACCCCUCACACUUUCUGGAUGAGCAGGGAGGAUUUGUCAAGAGGGACGCCUUUAUGGCCUUCUCUGCAGGUCGUAGGGUGUGUCUGGGGGAGGGUCUGGCCAGGAUUGAGCUCUUCCUCUUCUUCACCUCCCUCCUGCAGCGCUUUCGUUUCUCUCCUCCUCCUGAAGUAACAGAGGAUGAUCUGGAUCUCACACCAUUACCGGGGUUCACCCUCCACCCUUCACCUCACCAGCUGUGUGCUGUGAGCCGGGUCUGAGAUUUGAACAUGAAAAUAUUAGUGGGGCAAAAACUCAAUCAAAAAAGCUAAAAUGCAUCAAAAUCACUACACAUUAAAUGUGCCAUUAUAAAAAUUAUCCCAGAAAUGAGCUUGCGCGACACACAAACAUUAUUAUAUUUAGUUUAUGAUCGGUUCAUAGGCACCUUCCAAUAUCUUUUACAUUUAAUUACACUGAAGACUACGGUUGUGGAACAUAUUUUUAUAGAGUGAGGUCUAUUUUACUUCAUUUUCAGCAUCGGUCUGCAGUAUUGCUAAAUUGCUAAGUAUUGCUAAGAGUAUUGGGACGCAGUCCAACACGUUCUGAGGGUAGUUGCAUCCGCCUGUCUGUUAAUAAGAUAUUCCUGUUAAGAAUAAAGCAACAAAGUUUAUAAAGCUU